Messenger RNA from Coccomyxa subellipsoidea C-169, 4197 nucleotides. RefSeq lists its product as hypothetical. The transcript is spliced from 22 exons. NCBI's taxonomy places the organism in Eukaryota, Viridiplantae, Chlorophyta, Trebouxiophyceae, Coccomyxaceae. The record is from RefSeq and is a predicted model, not a curated record. The coding region runs from base 1 to 4197 and encodes 1398 amino acids.
AUGGCCAAGAGGGCGUCCUCAGGCAUGUUUGCAGCGCGCAGUGUGGCCGGUGGGCGGGGUUUGGGGAGGAAGAGCGGAAAGAUCUUCUCAAGUUUCUUCAUGUGGGGCUCCAGGCAGGGUCAUUUGGCCAGGAGUGUCAGGCUGGCAGCUGCUGCGUAUGGCUCGCCACGCCACUCGUCGCCACGCCAGUCUCGGUACGCGCGUGCCAGGUUCAAGAUGCGUGCCAUGGCGUCUGCCUGUGUUGCGGGGUCCUUCACCGCCCUUAGCAAGCUGUCUGCCCGGCACGAAUUGUGCCAAUCUGACCCAGCUGCCCGGCUCAAAGAAGAAGGCUGGUUCCAGAUGACAGCGUACCACUCUGGAAUGGCCGCUGCUCGGCGCUCGCCCGUACAUCUGCCUUGGAUGUCGCUGCACUUGAUGCUUGCGGCUCUCUUGCUCCUUGCACAGGCCGACGCACAUCAGAUGAACCAGGCUGCCAAGCUUAACCGGCGCCUGAUGCAAGAUUUUGCCCCGAUCCCAGCCCCUGCUGGAGCGCCCCUGCCUGAGGCCCCACCCAUCACCCUGGGCACCAUCCCCAUCAUCACAACCCCAGUCUUCAUCGCGCCAGCUGCGGUGGAGCCCAUUCUGCCGGCCGUGGCCUUUGCCCCGGCGCCCAUCCCCACCCCUGAGCUCCUGCCUGCGCCGCUGCCGGCACCGGUGCCCGCGCCAAUCGAGCCUGGGCUGCCCAUCCCCGCAGAGCCCCUGCCCCUGCCAGAAAUCGUGCCCAGCCCACAGCUGGCGCCCGUUGUGUUGGCCGCCUCGGGACCCCCCACUGCCCCGGCCCCCCCGCCACCGCCGCCGCCCCCUCCGCCGCCGCCACCACCGCCGCCGCCACCGCCGCCGUCCAGCCGAAGUCCGCUCAUCACCACGCAGAGUCCCAGCUCGCCACCCCCUAAUCCACCCCCAUCCCCGCCACCCCCUACUCCACCCCCAAAACAGCCACCCCCUAGUCCACCCCCGCCGGCGACUCAGCUCGCCAGCACCGCAGACCAGUUCUUGAGAGGACCUGCAUCAGCGCCGCCUGUAACAGCACCGCCACCGGUAAAGGCACCUCCCCCCCCGCCGCCACCUCCACCGCUGGCGCCUCCCCCCCACAGCCCACCGCCUUCACCGCCCGGUAGCCCAAGCCCCCCGCCCUUCGUGCCAAAGUCCCCAAGUCCCCCACCCGCGGCCUCCCCACCACCGCCCAGAAGCCCGAGCCCACCGCCUGUUGUGCAGAAAUCUCCCAGUCCCCCGCCUUUUGUGGCGCGGUCCCCUAGUCCCCCACCGUUGGCCUCCCCACCGCCACCGCCACCGCCACCCCCAACAAGCCCACGGCCGGCGCCUGUUCAGGCGCGGUCCCCCAGCCCGGUCCCCCCGGCGGCCUCCCCGCCGCCACCGCCACCCCCCGUAAGCCCGAGCCCCCCGCCGGCUGCUGCGGCCAGUCCUGUGCCUGUGCCCUCUCCGCCGCUGCCCAGUCCCAGCCCGCUGCAGGGUCAGGCUGUGGCCUCCCCCACUCCAGUCAGCCCACCUCCACCACCGCCGGCCAUUGUGCAGACACCAGAAGGACCGGUAGAUGUCUCGGCAGCACUGCAAGCGGCGGCGGCAGCAGGGCCAAACUCUUCACCAAUAAUCCUCUUUGUUCAGGGUCAAUCGCCUCCAAUUCGCCUGAAUGCACCCCAGGCGCAGCCGCCCCCGCCCCAGAGUCCCCCCAAUUCACCACCGCCGCCCCCCAUCUCACCCUCUCCGCCCCCAUAUUCACCCCCGCCGACGCCGGCUGUGCCGCCGCCGUCUCCAAUUGUGCAAAUGGAUGGGGCCAAAGCAGACCUGAAGCAUGUAGAGGAGAGUAUCGAAGCGAACGAGCAAGAGCGCCGAGAAGCAGCAAGGGUUAAGGAGCCGCCUGAACUCAUUGCUGCUAUUGACAAGGAGAUUGAUUGGCUGAUGGCGCAGCAGCAGAUAGACAGGCUUUGGUCGGAGGUGCAGCGUAUUGAGCAGAAAAUUGAGAAGCAGGAGGCAAAGAUCGAAGUGGCCAGAACGGACGAGAAGCCCCAGAAGCUCAUAGACAGCUACAAGGAGGAGUGGGCUCGGCUAGUCGCAUUGGAGAAGGAUUUGCGCCAGGAGCGGAUGGCCUUGCAGACGCAGCUGAUUACCCCAGCAGGCAGGAGGGUCGUAGAAAAUCAGGCGUCCAUCGGCAAAGAUCAUCGCCCCCUAGGGAGGCGUCUUGUGGCAAUUGGUGCCACCAAGCCAGACAGCAACUUCUAUGUGGAGAGUGCCAUGGUGGACAGCCUGGCCAAUGACAUGGCCACAGGCUUGGUCGCAUACGUGGAUCUCAGUGUUGCGGCAGCGAGUGCUUUUGACGAGGCGGUCACAGAUGCGGAACCAAUCUGGAGGGAGGUGCUGGAGGAAUUUGGCAUUGCCCGGAUGCCUGGCAAGUCAAGCUACCGGAGCUUCAGGACAUUUUUGAAGCGUCCCAAGGGCCCACGAGUGGCAGUGGUGUUUGAUGAGCUGUGUGGCCAAAUGCUGGUGGGCACGCUGCGCAUGGACGAGGCCAUCCCCAGUGCCCAUGACGGCAUCGCAUGGCCCAAGCUCAUAGUGGGUGCGCAACAGUCCCCUUCUCGCUUCUCGCCCACCGAGGUCGGUGAGCUCUUCCGCCAGAUAGUUGCCGCACGCAACAGGCGCCUCAGUGACUCCAUUGAGGACUGGGCGUUCUUGCUGUGGAGCCACACAGAGGGCUGUAAGGGCCUCACGGGGAUUUGUCUGGGAGAGCUGGACGACGAGUUCUUCAGCACCAUGUCUAUCUGCAAGCUCUCAGAGUGGGAGAAGUCUCUGCAUCACAUUCUGGUCAAGCUCCUGACAAGAGGUACUACGACGGCAUACGACCGCAUGAUGAGCGCUGUGGACACCUCUGAUCCGACCAUGCAGGCGAUCAUCGAGAACCUUAUGUUAAUUGGGCGCCAUGCAGUGCCUAGUCCUGACAGCCUCUGCAACGCCGAAUAUGAACUGCUGUGCGACGGGGUUGUCCGCCUCGCGGGUGUGGCGGGAGGUCACUACCUCGAGGCGUCCUCCCCCAUGCUGGCUGCGGCUAUGCUAAACGCCGCCCUCGAUUUAGUUCAAGAUUUGCCACAGCUACCGGCGCCGCCGGCAGAGUCCACCGCCCGGGUAUUGGGGGAGUACCUUUUGGAGAAUGCUUUGGGCCAGUUCCAGAGCAGCAGGCUACUGCAAGAGAACGUCCGAACAUCUGAUGGCCAGCAAGUGCUGGAGUGGGCAUUGCAGCAUGAGCUCAGCCGGGGCCUGCACCUCGUCCUUCGCAGCGCUGUGUUGUUCACCACCCUGGAGUUCAAGGAUCUGAAGAUGGCAGUGGAGGUACGCAACACAGCAUACCACGCCCCAGCAGCCAGCAGCAGCAGCAUGAUUGACGGCGCGCCGGCUGAGAGCCAGAACAGCAUGGGUGCUGGCAUAGCGGAGUCAGCUCGCAACACUGGCCUGCCAAGUGUGUCGCGGGGCAGCAGCGCCAGCCAGUAUGCAGGUGCAACAGAGGCUGAUAGGUGCAGGCGGCUGCAUUUGUAUGUUGGCAAUGGUCAGUACAGCACCAGCUAUGAGCUCAGCUCCGCAGCCUCAGCUGCGGAUCUCAUGGAGCACGUCCAGCGCGGUGUCAAAUACCGCGACCAGCACAACUAUCAGGUGUUUGCUGUGAACCUGCAGCGCCCCAAGCGGCCGCCCAAGAAUGCUUUGCCGCCUGUUGAGGCGCAGACUCAGGCAGAGCUAAAGGAUGCGAUGGGGAGUUUUGCGACCUGGCCAAAAGAGCGCUUUGACAAGGUGGUCUUUGUCAACGUGCUGCUGGAGCUGGAGCUGGGACGCGUCCUGCUGCAGUACGUGGACGAGCCAGACGUGGUGAAGGUGAUUCAGCUCAGCGUGCCUCAGGGCCAAGUCCGGAGUCAGCUGUCUGGCCGCACCGCAUUGCGCCCGGUAGCUGAGCAGAUAAUGUUUGUGGACCUGAGCUGGGGCGGAAAGAUGGGCGAGGUCACUUACCCCGCCUUUGUGAACAAGAUUUUGACGCGUGUCAUCAGCGACCCGGCAGGCCCGGCAGGCAAGCCCAUAGAGCAGAAACACGAUCUGGACUACCUGAAGCGCAGCUUGAACAGCUGCAGCCCGUUCCCGGCCACGAAUUACAAGCUGAUGUGA